This is a messenger RNA of Acaulospora colombiana, 525 nucleotides long. NCBI's taxonomy places the organism in Eukaryota, Fungi, Glomeromycota, Glomeromycetes, Diversisporales, Acaulosporaceae. The record is from the annotation of a GenBank genome assembly.
CUAUUGCCCGUGCCGGAAAGGGAACAGCAGUCUUUGUCGCGGAGAAUGAAAACCCUGAUGCGAAAUUGAUGGCGUUACUCCGCGCUGCCCGUGGUGCAGUCGUAGAGGAUCUGACCGUUGACUGGGGUAGUGGGGCAAAAGAUGACGAACCUUUGGAUAUUGAAGACGAUUUUGAACUCGUCUCUUUACCUGGGGAUACGCCUGUGGAUGUGAAAUUAUCCCACCCAAUUAGUCUUUAUGACGAAAGAUCCAACCAAAACUCACCCGAGCUUGGUCCCCAGAAGAUGACCGUACACCUUCCUCCUUCCCCAAUGAUCCAACAAGCACCAAAGUCUGAUAAACUACCUAUCCCUUUAUACCCAGGGUUCCGAUGCAAUAUCUUUGCCAUCGCCCGCAAAGGCGAAAACCCAGGACCUCAUUCUCCCUAUAUCGAAGUCAAAGGCAAUGUGCUUGGAAAAACAGUCUCUCUUCAGAUACCCGUAGAACCAAUCCACGAUCACCCUGCCACUACGGCCAAUACAAAGA